Molecule: messenger RNA, 2254 nt
Organism: Salvia hispanica
Lineage: Eukaryota; Viridiplantae; Streptophyta; Magnoliopsida; Lamiales; Lamiaceae
Product: splicing factor Cactin-like
Biological process (GO): mRNA cis splicing, via spliceosome
Cellular component (GO): spliceosomal complex; cytoplasm
Molecular function (GO): protein binding
Source: RefSeq, a predicted model, not a curated record
UCCAAUUUGAAAACUGAGUUAGAAGUAUUAUAAAACUGAGUUGAAGUAUUUCGUGAAGGAAUUCCGAAAUCCACCUUACGAAUUGAAGAAUGCCGCGGCGACGCUACUCCGACGAUUCCUCGUCGGAAUCACCAUCCGAUUCCGACCGAAGGAGUGGUAAACGGCGCCGUUCCGAGUCCGAAUCCAAGCGCAGGCGGCGGCGGGAUUCCGACUCCGAUUCCGACGCGCCAUCCAAGAGAAAGAGUAGCAGUAAGCGGAAGAUUACCGAGGAUGAGAUUACUGAGUAUCUCGCCAAGAAGGCUCAGAAGAAGGCUAUGAAAGUUGCGAAGAAAUUGAAGUUGCAGAGCAAAGACGUUUCCGGUUAUUCUAAUGAUUCAAAUCCUUUUGGUGAUUCAAAUUUGAAUGAAAAAUUUGUGUGGAGAAAGAAGAUUGAGAAGGAUGUGUCACAGGGUGUGCCACUUGAUGAGUUCUCUCUAAAAUCAGAGAAGAAGAGGCAGAAGGAAAGAAAGGCUGAGAUUGAAAAAGUUAAAAAGAGAAGAGAAGAAAGGGCUAUUGAGAAAGCCCAACGUGAGGAAGAGAUGGCUUUACUGGCUAGGGAGCGAGCACGAGCUGAAUUCCAAGACUGGGAGAAGAAAGAAGAAGAGUUUCAUUUUGAUCAAAGCAAAAUCAGAUCAGAGAUUCGAUUACGUGAAGGUCGUAUGAAGCCGAUUGACAUUCUCACUAAACAUCUAGAUCAUUCUGAUGACUUUGAGAUAGAUAUAAAUGAACCGUACAUGGUCUUCAAGGGCUUGACCGUUAAAGAAAUGGAAGAGCUUCAUAAUGACAUAAAGAUGCACCUUGAUUUAGACAGAGCCACCCCUACACAUGUAGUAUAUUGGGAGGCACUUUCAGUAGUUUCUGAAUGGGAACUAGCUGAAGCCAGGAAAAAAGAUGCACUAGAUCGUGCAAGAGUGCGAGGAGAGAAAUUACCUCCAGAGAUGAUAGGUGAAGAACGAGGAUUACACAUGAGCAUUGAAGCUGAUGUUAAAAGUCUGUUGCAGGGCAAAACCUAUAGUGAAUUAGAAGCCAUGCAAUCCCAGAUUGAAUCACAAAUGAGAUCUGGGACUGCGAAAGUGGUUGAAUACUGGGAAGCUAUCCUUAAACGACUCCGUAUUUACAAAGCAAAGGCUUUAUUGAAGGAAUUCCAUACAAGCAUGCUGCGCAGGCAUUUGGAACGCCUAGAGACCCCAUCUGAGGGUGAAAAUAUCAAGACAGAACCGGCUCAAGAACUUGAUGAGCAGGAGUCUGAUCAAGAUAUGGAGGUUACGGAGUAUGCAGGUGCUACAGCCUCUCCGGCACCUGUAACGGAAGUGGAGGCCCCAGACGAAGAAGAACCAGCUGGAUCAUAUUCACCACAACUAUUGCAUGGUGACGAAGAUGAAGAAGAAGACGCAAUUGACCCUGAAGAGGACAAAGCUAUUUUGGAGAGGAAGCGUAUUGCUGUAAAAGAAGACCGCCGCAUCCAAGAAAUCUCUUCGAGACAGAAUCCGCCAGAGGAUAAUAACUUUGAGAGAAGUGCCAUGAAAACCAUGGGGGCAAUGGAAGAAGGAGAUGUCGUGUUUGGCUCUAGUGAUGAGAUCAACCUCGAUUCUCAGGUGUACUGGUGGCAUGAUAAAUACCGACCAAGAAAGCCAAAGUACUUUAACCGCGUACAUACUGGUUAUGAGUGGAAUAAGUAUAACCAGACACAUUACGACCAUGACAAUCCUCCCCCCAAAAUAGUUCAAGGUUAUAAAUUCAACAUCUUCUAUCCAGAUCUAGUCGAUAAACAAAAGGCGCCCAACUACACCAUCGAGAAAGAUGGUGAUAGUGGUGAGACCUGCAUCAUCAGGUUCCAUGCAGGGCCGCCGUAUGAAGACAUAGCAUUUCGUAUCGUCAAUAAGGAGUGGGAGUAUUCACAUAAAAAAGGAUUCAAAUGUACGUUUGAACGGGGAAUCCUGCAUGUCUACUUCAACUUCAAAAGGUACCGCUAUCGUCGUUGAUCUUCUUCACAAAAAAAUUGGAGUUGUAAGUAUUGUGAUACUAGUUAGAAAUUUGGAGCUGCUGCUGAUACUGUAAUCAUGUGAUUGUUCUUAAAAAUAUACUACUAUAUUUUUUGAAAGAUCUUCAAAAAUCAACACAAACUCCCUUUUUUUUUGGGGAUUAUACGUUUGAUGUGUGUAAAUUUGAAUUUGAAUAGAUCGAAUAAAUUCGUUAUGCCUAUAGAUUCAAAAUU